This is a messenger RNA of Argiope bruennichi, 5085 nucleotides long. RefSeq names its product neurogenic locus notch homolog protein 1-like. Gene Ontology annotation, cellular component: plasma membrane; protein-containing complex. Bases 59 to 4720 code for a protein of 1553 amino acids. Gene Ontology annotation, molecular function: calcium ion binding. The transcript is spliced from 45 exons. Lineage: Eukaryota; Metazoa; Arthropoda; Arachnida; Araneae; Araneidae. Gene Ontology annotation, biological process: establishment or maintenance of epithelial cell apical/basal polarity; heterophilic cell-cell adhesion. The record is from RefSeq and is a predicted model, not a curated record.
GUUAGAAGAGGUUCAUAAUUUGUUUGAGUUUCAUAGAUUUAUAGUUUCGAAUAUAGUAAUGUUUUUCAAAUUCGAAAUGAAUAUGAAAUAUCUUCUCAUCAUAUUAGCAUUAUUGUAUUUAUCUCAAUAUGGAUUAACUGCAACACUUGAGUCCCAAGAUCGAUUUCCUGAUGAAACCCGUUUCAGUUUCAACAACGAAACUAGCAUUCAGGUGAAUCGUAUGUUUGAAGACCAGCUUCCAAAUAAUGCAGAUUGCGAUUGUAAGAAUGGAAAAUGUGUAGAAGAAGACGGAAAAGUAGUUUGCAAGUGUAAUCCUGGAUUUGGCAAUUACACCAGGUCCAAUUGCAAAGCUUGUGGAUGCGGGCCAGAUUCAAAUUGUAUCUGGGUAUCAACAGGGUGGUUUUCAUCUAAAAAAGUAUGUCUAUGCAAACCAGGAUAUAAAGAAGAGAAUGAAAAGUGCGUAGGUCCUUGCACUGAAAAUCCAUGCAAGAACGGAGGUACCUGCAAAGAUACAAAAAGUGGUUACGAGUGUAUAUGUACUUCCAGUUACACAGGCAAAGAUUGUACAACGAGAGCUACUCCAUGCUCGUCCAAUCCUUGCAAGAAUGGAGGAAAGUGCACAGUUUCAGGAAAGAAUUACGCUUGUAAUUGUAUAAAACCAUACAGUGGGCCAACUUGUGAAAUAGGCCCAUGCUCAUCAAAUCCGUGUCAAAACGGAGGGACGUGUACUGUGGAUGGACAAAAUUUCAAAUGCGCAUGCAAAUCUCCUUUCAGUGGGAAAACAUGUGAAACAGGCCCAUGUUCAUCAAAUCCGUGUCAAAACGGAGGGACGUGUACUGUGGACGGACAAAAUUUCAAAUGCGCAUGCAAAUCACCUUUCAGUGGGAAAACUUGUGAAACAGACCCAUGCUCAUCAAAUCCGUGUCAAAACGGAGGGACGUGUACUGUGGAUGGACAAAAUUUCAAAUGCGCAUGCAAAUCUCCUUUCAGUGGGAAAACCUGUGAAACAGGCCCAUGUUCAUCAAAUCCGUGUCAAAAUGGAGGGAAGUGUACUGUGGACGGAGAAAAUUUCAAAUGCGCAUGCAAAUCUCCUUUCAGUGGGAAAACCUGUGAAACAGGCCCAUGCUCAUCAAAUCCGUGUCAAAACGGAGGGACGUGUACUGUGGAUGUAGAAAAUUUCAAAUGCGCAUGCAAAUCACCUUUCAGUGGGAAAACUUGUGAAACAGGCCCAUGCUCAUCAAAUCCGUGUCAAAACGGAGGGACGUGUACUGUGGCUGGACAAAAUUUCAAAUGCGCAUGCAAAUCACCUUUCAGUGGGAAAACCUGUGAAACAGGCCCAUGCUCAUCAAAUCCGUGUCAAAACGGAGGGACGUGUAAUGUGAAUGGACAAAAUUUCAAAUGCGCAUGCAAAUCACCUUUCAGUGGGAAAACUUGUGAAACAGGCCCAUGCUCAUCAAAUCCGUGUCAAAACGGAGGAAAGUGUACUGUGGAUGGACAAAAUUUCAAAUGCGCAUGCAAAUCUCCUUUCAGUGGGAAAACCUGUGAAACAGGCCCAUGUUCAUCAAAUCCGUGUCAAAAUGGAGGGAAGUGUACUGUGGACGGAGAAAAUUUCAAAUGCGCAUGCAAAUCUCCUUUCAGUGGGAAAACCUGUGAAACAGGCCCAUGCUCAUCAAAUCCGUGUCAAAACGGAGGGACGUGUACUGUGGAUGUAGAAAAUUUCAAAUGCGCAUGCAAAUCACCUUUCAGUGGGAAAACUUGUGAAACAGGCCCAUGCUCAUCAAAUCCGUGUCAAAACGGAGGGACGUGUACUGUGGCUGGACAAAAUUUCAAAUGCGCAUGCAAAUCACCUUUCAGUGGGAAAACCUGUGAAACAGGCCCAUGCUCAUCAAAUCCGUGUCAAAACGGAGGGACGUGUAAUGUGAAUGGACAAAAUUUCAAAUGCGCAUGCAAAUCACCUUUCAGUGGGAAAACUUGUGAAACAGGCCCAUGCUCAUCAAAUCCGUGUCAAAACGGAGGAAAGUGUACUGUGGAUGGACAAAAUUUCAAAUGCGCAUGCAAACCUCCUUUCAGUGGGAAAACCUGUGAAACAGGACCAUGUUCAUCAAAUCCAUGUCAGAACAAUGGAAAGUGUGAAGUAGAAAAAAUGAGUUUCAAAUGUGUUUGCUCUUCUCCGUUUUCUGGAAAGUUAUGUGAAACUGGCCCAUGCUCGUCCAAUCCUUGCCAGAAUAAUGGAAAUUGUACGGUUGAUGGACAGAGUUUCAAAUGUAAAUGUCCAAAACCAUACGAAGGAAAAAAAUGUGAAAUAAGUCCUUGCUCGUCAAAUCCUUGCCAAAACAACGGGACGUGUAAAGUAAAUAGUCGAGGUUUUGAAUGUGUAUGUAAGCCGCCUUAUACAGGAAAUUUAUGUCAAGAGGGACCCUGUUCUUCAAAUCCCUGUCAAAACAGCGGCGUCUGCCAGAUAGAGGGGCUAAAAUACAAAUGUCAGUGUAAACAGCCAUUCAGUGGUCAGAACUGCGAAAUGGGACCUUGCUCGUCCAAUCCAUGCUCGAAUAAAGGGAAGUGUAAAGUGGUUGGAAUGGAUUUCAAGUGUGAUUGCCCCCCUCCAUAUGAAGGAAAGCAAUGUGAAAAAGAUCCUUGUACAUCAAAUCCAUGCAUGAAUAAUGGCAGCUGUACAGUCAAAGGAAACAGUUUUAUAUGUGCGUGCAAGAAUCCUUUCUCUGGAGAUAGGUGUGAAAAGGAUCCAUGUUCAUCUAGUCCUUGUCGUAAUGGUGGUAGGUGUACAAUUAAAGGGAAUUCCUUCUCCUGCAACUGUCCCGAAAAUCACGUAGGAAACAUAUGUCAACAUGUGUGUGAUUGUAAAAAUGGAAAAUGUCGAGUAACAUCUGACGACGAAGUGCUUUGUGAAUGUCUUCCGGAAUACGGUAAAAAGUUAGAUGUCUGCGAAGCUUGUAACUGUGGUACUGGAGCUAACUGCACUUGGGAAGGCGGAUUUUUAGGUUUUAGGGAAGAAAAGUACUGCCUGUGCCCCGAUGGUUCCAAAUUAAAAGAACAACACUGUGAAGAUCCAUGCAACAGCAGUCCUUGUUUACAUGAAGGAAAAUGUAAAGUCAUUGGAAAAAUUUUCAAAUGCGUAUGCAAACCACCUUACACGGGACCAAUUUGCAAAGAUGAUCUUUGCACGGAGAAUCCAUGCCUGAACGGUGGAACCUGCAAGAUCAACGGAACGUCAUUCCAAUGCAAGUGCAAAACUCCCUAUUCUGGGAAACUGUGCGAGAAAGGCCCUUGCACAAAUAAUCCGUGUGUGAAUGGUGGCAAAUGUAGACUGGAGGGUAACUCUUUCAAAUGUAAUUGCACCAGGCCGUAUUUUGGAGAUAAAUGCGAGAAAGAUCCAUGCACUGAAAAUCCUUGUGCGAAUGGCGGCAAGUGUAGACUGGAGGGUAACUCUUUCAAGUGCAACUGCACCAAGCCAUAUUUUGGAGAUAAAUGCGAGAAAGAUCCAUGCACAAUUAAUCCUUGUGUGAAUGGCGGCAAAUGUAGACUGCUGGGUAAUUCUUUCAAGUGCGAUUGCACUAAACCAUAUUUUGGAGACAAAUGCGAGAAAGAUCCAUGCACAAAUAAUCCUUGUGCGAAUGGCGGCAAGUGUAGACUGCAGGGUAAUUCUUUCAAGUGCGACUGCAUGAAGCCCUAUUUUGGCGAUAAAUGCGAGAAAGAUCCAUGCACAAUUAAUCCUUGUGCGAAUGGCGGCAAAUGUAGACUGCUGGGUAAUUCUUUCAAGUGCAAUUGCAUUAAAUCAUAUUUUGGAGACAAAUGCGAGAAAGAUCCAUGCACUGAAAAUCCUUGUGAGAACGGGGGAAAGUGUAGACUGGAGGGUAACUCUUUCAAGUGCAACUGCACCAAGCCAUAUUUUGGAGAUAAAUGCGAGAAAGAUCCAUGCACAAUUAAUCCUUGUGUGAAUGGCGGCAAAUGUAGACUGCUGGGUAAUUCUUUCAAGUGCGAUUGCACUAAACCAUAUUUUGGAGACAAAUGCGAGAAAGAUCCAUGCACAAAUAAUCCUUGUGCGAAUGGCGGCAAGUGUAGACUGGAGGGUAAUUCUUUCAAGUGCGACUGCAUGAAGCCCUAUUUUGGCGAUAAAUGCGAGAAAGAUCCAUGCACAAAUAAUCCGUGUGGAAAUGGUGGCAAGUGUAGACUGGAGGGUAAUUCUUUCAAGUGCGACUGUACGAAGCCAUAUUUCGGUGAAAAUUGCGAGAAAGAUUCAUGCACAAACAAUCCUUGCAAAAAUGGUGGUACCUGUACUCUACAAGGAGAUUCUUUUAAAUGCAUUUGUAAAGAUCAGUUUGUUGGUGACAGAUGUGGAAAUGUUGCAGGAACUAGUUCUUCCACAACAACGGUUGAUUCCUCUAAUCUCACGAGUACUACACAAGAAAUGAGCUUAUCAACAAACAUGACUGACUCAUUCAAUUUGACGACACCUGUUGUACUACCUUUUGCAGUAGAAAAUAUAUGCGACGAUGAUGUAUGUGUGCAUGGAAAAUGUGAAAUAAUUGGACAUUAUUAUAGAUGCAGAUGCUAUGAGGGAUAUACUGGACUACAAUGUGAAGAUAGAAUUAAAAUCAAAUCAGAUAAACUGACAUUCUGGCAGAUUAUCCAAACUUCAAUCAUGUUUUUUGUGUUAGUUCUGUUAUCUGGGGUAUUCUGUCUCCUUUUGCGGAGGAAGAAGUGAAAUUCUGCUGGCCAACUAUGCUCCAGAUGAAGCAAUUCUACGAAUAAGUCAUUGAGAACCACAGAGAAAACCACCGAAUGUAUACACAUCCAUGGACUGGACGAGAUCAGGUCAUUUUUUUAAAACAACAAUAAAUACUGUAGUAUUAUGUAAUAUAUUUUCGAAUUCAGUGCAUUCUUUUGACCAACAAUAAAUAAUCUUUUAUUUUGUAAUAUUCCUUUCUGAGUCAGCAACAUAUACUUGUAACAAAAAAGCAACACUCCGGAGCCUCGUAUACUCUUUAAUAAAAGUACAUGCACGUUACAGUGCACAUACCAUUGGCGAACAAUAUGCAAAAGCAUAUUGGAGACAUUUUGGGGAUCUCU